Caenorhabditis auriculariae is the source of this 8790-nucleotide messenger RNA. NCBI's taxonomy places the organism in Eukaryota, Metazoa, Nematoda, Chromadorea, Rhabditida, Rhabditidae. The record is from the annotation of a GenBank genome assembly.
AUGGACGAAUCUGUAAAACCUCCGUCGGAACAUACGACCCGUGAAUCUUCUCCAGUCGCAGAUAUUCCAAAAACCGAGACGGAACCAUCAGUCGAUCAACCGCAACUGAAAUUAGUUUCAUACGCUUCGACAAGUGAAAGCGAUAAUUUGGAUACUUCAAUGGACGUUUCCAUGAACGAAGAACCGAAAGAAGAAAAGAAAGUAGAUUUGGAAGUCCCUUUGGAAGUAGAUCCGGUAGUGGAGAAACAGGAAAGCGAAACUCAAGAAUCGGCAGUUCCGCAUGAAGAAAAUCCAGAAAAGGAUGACUCAUCAACAAAAGAAGCUGUAGUGGAAGAAGAAAAGGCGGAACUUUCUGUUAAAGUUGAGGAGAAGCCAGAAAAAGCUUCAUCGCACUCGCCGGAACCAGAAACUUUCGAAAAAACCGGCCCUCCGAUGCGGAAAAGAGCUCAUUCUGAUGCGAAGGCCGUGAUCGCAUCUCUUCCAGGGUUGAUUUGGCCCCAUUUAUUUCAAAAAUCAGGAUAUUUAGAGCCGAAGAAGAGCCAAGGAUCAGACGAACAACUCGGGAAAUCAAAAGACCCAAGUUUGACGAUGAAUUGGUCGACAGUGGGAUCAAGUAUUCUCCUGUUAAGGUUGGAUUUUUGUUUUUUGUGCAGAAUUUGAUUUGUUUUAAAGGCGAAAAGGAGUUUGACCGGUGUUCCGGCUGUAGUUGGAGCUCGUUCCCACUCGAAUUCGGAGUCUGUCGAGGUACAGCAACGUUCGAAUUCUUCUUCCAGCAAUGGUAAUUUUCUUCAAAUUCUUGAAAUACACAGUUUAUAGAAAGUUUAUAAUAUAAGGAAUUUUUUUCUGUAUUAAAAAUUAAAAUUUUUAAACUGUGAGUUCUCUAGUUGUGAAAUAAAUUGGGUGUUUUUUUCUACCAUAAAAUGAAAUAUUUCAGUAAAAAAAUGAGAAGACCGGUUUCCAGUUAAAAAAACAAUUUUUUUUCCAAGGAAACUGAUUUUUUUAACUCUCAAAAAUCUGGAAAAAUUGUCUAAAAUUUGUCAGAAAAAGUCGAUGAAGAUGAGUCGAUAGGAAAUUUUAAAAAAAUUGAAUUCAAAAACCUUAAAUUAAAGUUUGGAAUGAAAGUAAAAAAACAAUGGUUAUUCAGUGGACCUAGCCUUUGAUGAACGGGAAAUUUGAAGUACUAUUCGAGUUUAUCUAAGAUUGAAACAGGAAAAUGAAAUUUCAAUGAAUUUAAUCCAAUCUUUUUUGCAUAGAUUUCCUAUUUACUCCUUGUUUUUAAUUUUGUCCAAUUUUAGAAGUACUCCAGAGUACUCCCUAUAGGGGAAAAAAAUCCAUACAGGGCUCGAAAAAGUGGUCCUUAUAGGGUUAAAAUUAAGGUGAUCCCUAUAGGGGUCUUUCAAUUUCGUUCAAAAACGCUUAUUGAUUCAGUUUUUCUAAUGGAAAUGCUUCUUCGUUUGGAGUUCAUAACAAUUAUCAUUAAGCAUUUCCCCUAUAGGGCUCACUUUUGCAAGAUUUAGUGAUCCCUUUAGGGGUUGUUAAAGUGUCCCAUAGAGUGGACUCUCCAAGGGACCACUCUAGGGUUCCUAAGUAUUGACCGUAAACCUAUCGCUUUUUUAAUCAAGGUGUUAUGAAUAUUUAGAUUUCAAAUCACGAAUUUGGAAAAAAUGGGAAAUUAUAAUUCCGCCUAACUUUUGAAUACCUUUUUUGAUUUUUUGUGAGUGUUCCUAUGGUCUUUAAGUAUUUAUUUAUCGCAAACUGAAUAAACUGAGGAUUCAAGGAACAAACUCGGAAAAAGGCGAGACCCCCGAAUCAUCAACUCCAACGCCGACGAUUCGCGAAAGAAUUCCUUCCAUUUCCAAAUCCAGAGCCUCGAAAAAAGAACCCUCGAAAGGCGAGAAAAAUCAGGUUCUUUUUAUUGAAAAUCUUCAAUUUUUAUUGAUUUUCAACUCAGGAAGACGCUUCAGUUCCCUCUCAUUCCAAAGCAGAUUCCAAGAUUUCUCUGAAGAAAAGGAUCGCGACUAGCACCGAUGAGAAACAAGUUUCAGGACUUUUUAGUGAAAAUUCAUGAUUUUCGCGAAUUUCCAGACGUCGGAGGCGACCGGAGGCGAAGAAACAGUCGCAAAACCGGAAGUGAGGAGAAAAAUCGCGAACAAAGACAUUCGGAGCAAGGUAGGGAUUCUCGAUUUGUGGAAACGUUUCUGAUUUUGACUGAAACAGGAAGAAAAUAUUGAGAUUCCACAGUAAAUUAGUAGUUCAGUUUUUUCUAACUUUCUUUUUUCUCAAAUAAUUUUUAUACAUAUGCAGAUUCGAAAAAGGGUCGAAAAAGGCUCCAUAGAAAUGUUCCUGCCGUUUUGCGCCAUUUUCUCAGCCCUUAUGCACCAUUUUUGUUGCCUCUCCCUUUUUCCACCAUUUCUUGAGCCUUUGAAAUCCCAGAAAAAUCGAUAGAGAGACCCUUUUUGCAACCUUUCUGCGACCUUUUUUGAGCCUCUCCCUUUUAGCGGCCAUUAUCCACCAUUCCAACUUUGCCUGAGUAGUUUUUUUCCACCAUUUUUUUGUCGUUCUUUAUUAAUUUUAACUCUUAAAUUUGUUUUUUUCUAAAAAAAGAAUUUUUUUGGUGCCAUUUGAUAAGUAAGUGCACUUCAACGGCAACAGAUUUCAAAAAAAUGAAAAAAAUUUAAUAAUAGAUCUUUCUUCCGAGUUAGAGUGCUUCAAAAAAAUCGCAAACGAUACAAAUUUUCAGUAGAAAUUUUCUGGAUACUAGAGGCUUUAAAGAGACUUUCGUGUUUUUUUCAAUAAAUUUUCUUUUUCUGUUUUGUCACCCUUCUUGGUUUGACGUGAAAUUGAAUUUUGUCAAGGGCAAAAAAGUGUUGAAUAAGAUUAAAGAGCACUUUUCGACAAAAAUGGGAAAACUCAGAAAAAAAAGCGAGUUUUUAUAUAGUCUGUGUGGCACGACUUGAAAUUUCACGGAACGACAUUCCGCUGUUCCGCUGCGUGCGUUCGCGAAGCGUCUUUCGAAUCUAGGUCACGCUUUCAAUUGAUUGUUAUUGCUGUGGGAGCACAUGAAAGUAGAGCACUUAAAUAAAAAUUAAAAAGCGCGACCGCGGUUCGCAAAGGCGCGCAACGGCACAGCGGAAUGUCGUUCCGUGAAAUUUCAAGUCGUAUAAAUAUAUUGGCCAGAAUUUUCGAAAAACUGAUUUCGAAACUCGUCAUAUAGUGAAGAAAUAGGUACUUCAAAACCGUUAACACCUUAAUAAGGCUAAAAAAACGUUUCGAGUUUUGAAAACUUUAUAAAAAUGUGACCGACUUUUCCAGCAAAAAUGAUUUCAGGAGGUAGCCGCGGCAACGGAAGCCGCCGAAUCCAUGGCGAAUGAUGAUUUGCGUGCGUGGACCGUCACGGACGACGUCUCCUUGAUCACGGCAGCUACUCAUGUUUAUAUUUGUGAUUAUUGAUUGAAUCAACUUUUAAUUGAUUGACAGGUCGGCGACCUCACGGCCGUCUAUCAGAACGUCCGCUUCAGUCAGCCGUUCUCUUUGACCGAUGUUGAAGAAAGGUGAGGUUAAGGGUUCUUUAAAGGGGUUUUUAAGGUAAGGUUAAAGAGGGAGAUGUAGUAGAUUUAUUAAGGAUUUAUUAAGGUGAGGUUAAAGAUUUAUUAGGUUUGGCUCAGAGAUUUAUCGAGGUUAUCUUAAAGUUUUGUUAAGGAUUGAUCAAGAUAAAGUUAAACAUUUAUGAAGUUUUUAUUAAGGAUUCAGUAAGGUAAGGUUGAAUAUUUAUUAGGUUUUGUUAAGGAUUUAUUAAGGUAAUGUUACAGUUUCAUUAGGGAUUGAUCAAGGUAAGGUAAAGGUAUCAAGUUUCAUUUAAUGUUAUUAUGGUAAGGUAAAAUAUUUAUUAGGUUUUGUUAAGGGCUUAUUAAGGUGUUGUUAAAUAUUCACCGUUUUAUUAAGGACCCAUUAAGGUAAGAUCAAUCAUUUAUCGGCCUUCAUCUCACAGUAAAAAAAGUUAAAAAUCUUGAAAGUCCUACUAUUUUUCAUAUUGUUCAUCCUUUUUUUGUUUUUACUAUCACAAAAUCAACUAAAAAGCCUUCAAAUUCCUUUCAUUCUGACUUUUCUUGUUAAUUCUACAAUGUUUUGUCACUAAAUUCAUCAGAUAAAGAGUUUUUCAGUUAUUUUUUCAUAAAACAAGAAGUUUUUGCAAUUUCAGAUGGUACAAGCUGCUGUACAACGAGCCGUUCUCGAAACUAGCCCGUAAAAGGAUCAGCGAAUUGACGCCGGAAGACCUUCUGAGGAUUCAGGUUGGAAAAAAUAUCAAAAAAAAAAGAUUUUUUCGUUACGAAUUUGCUUGAUAAUUCUACCUGUUUUUAUUAAUAAUCUAUAUUUUUUAGAGAGUUUUAUCAAUUAUUUUCCUACAAAAACUGUCGUGGAUUUAAUUUGUCUCAUUUUGAUCUUAAUUAAGAUUUUUCUAAGGAUUUUUUUCAGGUGUUUUUCAAGGUUUUGAGCUUGAUUUUUAAACUACAAGACUCCAUUUUUCUUGAAGGUUUUUAUCAUUUAUUUUCUUCAGAAUCCAUCCUCCAUUUAUUUUUUUCUAAUUUUGAUAUCAUAAAACAGAUUAUCAGGCAAACUUUCACAUUUUCAAGUGUUUAAGAUUGAAUUAAAGCCUUCAAAGUCCGAAAAAAAGACCCAAUUUUUUUAGAUUUUUUUGUCAAAAAAAUUGCUAGAAUUUCGAUAGUUUUCAAGAAAAAUAAAGAAAAAAAGCAAAAAAAUAUACGAUUUCCUGUACAUUUUCACUUGGAACAUAACCCCUCGAGGAAGCAUUUCUAUACCUCAGUGAUAUACGUUUCAGAAAAAAAUAAUUAAAGUUUUUUUCUCGAAAAAAAGUUGAAACGUUAGUCUUCCAGCGGCAGUUAAACAUGGUGAAUUGAUUUUGAGCUUUAAAAAUUAUAACGAUUUAUUAAUCAAUCAUCAAAUCAAAAAAAUCAAAAAAAUUUUUUUAUUUCUCACAAGUACUAAAAUUCACGGAAUAGAUGUAGGGAGGUUUCAGGAUUAUUUAGGCAAAUUUCAGAAAAAACAUAAUAUUAUUUUAUUUUUGACAGGUGCCAGAAAUUCAUCUGCGCAUUAAUUUCUUGUUAUUAUUGAAAAAAAGGCGGCAAAAAUGACACUUUUUGGCUUUUUUUUAGUUUUUAUGAACCUCGGAAAAGGAAAAAAGAAAAAAACUAUGGAAAUCUGUGGAAAAAAAAGCGAAAAUUGGAAAUAUUCUUGUUGAGGCUACUUCAAAGCCUGUUUAGUUGAAAUUUCUGAAGUUUUACAUAGGAACUCCAGAGUGAUCCCUAUAGGGACAACAUUAGGGGCCCUUAAAAGGUCUUCUCUAGGACCACUUUACCAACUCCUAUAGGGGCCACUAAAGCUCGUAAAAGUGGUUCCUAUAGGGUUUUAGUUAGUUAAGCGUGUUUUGAUUGAAGUUAAAAGAUCCCUAUAGGGGCCACUUGAGCUUUAGCGGCUAUGGGGUCAGACCCUGAACCCUUAUAGGAACACCUUAACUUUACCCCUAUAGGGACCACUUUUUCGGCCCCUAUAGGAACUGUUUAUUUUCCUAACCCCUAUAGGAACCACUCUGGAAUCCCUAAUUAAACUGUUUUUUGCGGGCUUUUUUCAUUUCGAGCUCAAAUUUUUGUGGUUCAAACUUCUUUUAUAGGGAAAAAGCUCAAACUUCAAAAAAAAAAAUAGUCAGAAAUGGAUGUUUUUUUCCAGUCAAGAACCGCGUUCACAAAAGAAGAAGAAAUGGUUCUGGCCGGAAUUCCGGCGAAUCCGCUUCCAACUCUCCAGAUUCUGGAAGCCCUGCUCAAAGAGCACAGGUGAGAAGAUUCCAAUUAACCUGAAAAUAAUUAUUUUGUUUGCAGGGAAAAGUUCCAUUCGGCACGGACGCCGCAAAUCCUUCACGAUCAUUGGCAUCGCAUGAAACAGUUUCGUUUUUUUUUCUUUUUCUCAAAAAAAAGAUGAAAAGGGUUGGAAAAUCUUCUUUUUGGUAUCAGACUCCCUGUAAUUUUCGAGAAGUUCCCACAAAAAAAACGGGAACAGAAAAAUUCAUUUUUCGUUUUUGAUGGAAUUUACCCACUUUGAUCAUCAGAAAUGUGGACCCAAUUUUUUGAGCCAUUUUCUCUUACUGUAGCCGAGUUACUGUAGUAAUGUACCUCACUAUAAUCAGGUUACUGUAGGCAGGGUAUCACCUGCUUAUCUAGGAAUUAUCAAUCGAUAGAUAGUUCAAUUUUGAGACUUCUACAGUAUACCACGCCGUGGGUUACUGUAGAAAUAUUUUGAGAUACGGUGCUUUUUUGUUGUUUUUUUUGUCCCUUUCUAAAAUAUGGAAAAAAAAAAAUUAAAGUUUAUAUCUUCCCAAUCAAUUUUUUUCAUUCAUUUUUUUGCUUUUUUUGAUCGGCUCCUAUUAAUAAAUAUGCAUGAUAAACGAGAAAAAAAGCCCUGUUGAAUAAAAAAAUGAGCCAUUAGUUGAUGUUCCAUGAAAAAUUUCGAUUUUAUUCAGAAACAAUCUUCUGACUCAAUUCGUUCUUCUCGAAUACCAGCCGCCGAUCGACUGGGAACGUGUGGAACGGUCUACAGAGCUCAACAAUGAUCUCUGUUUCGAUUAUCAGAGGCCCUUGAGGUAUAAAAAAAAGAAAAAAAAAGUCUCUGAUUGUUGAAAAAAAGGAGUUUUCCACUGAAAAAAGAUUUUAGAACAGCCAUCGCCCGUACUCGAAUCGCGGCGCCUUAUCAAAAAGUGGCCGUGGCGCCAGUCACCGGAAUCGCCACCGAAAAGUUCUCCGAGACGGUCAUCGCCGUCAUGAAAGGAAGAGUUGUGAGGUUAGUAGAAAAAAAAAACAGUCUUCGACAGUUAGAGAGCGUUGAAAAAUGAGAGAGCGGCCGUUUUUUUCUCUGAACCCUCUCUUGUUUACCAGUGCUCUCUAGCUUUUGGAGAUUUGGUCGUAGACCAAUGGAAAAGAAUCUUCUUAAAAUGCGUCAAUAUUUACUACCUACUCUCUGCGCCCUCCCUGUCUCUCGGGGACCCUCUCAUGUUGCCGUGAUGUUUUCAUUUUUCUCUGACCUCGUGAGAGAACAGAGAGACGCAGACACGCGAAAAUUGUCUUACCGAUUAAACUACUAAAAAAAGGGCAAGCAGUGAGAAAUGAGAGAAAAAAAUCAUUCAAAAUACACCAAAAUGGAUCCUUAAGAAAAUAUUAUCCAUGGAGCGCAUUUGCAUUAAAAUUGAAUAAAUCAGCAGAUUUUUUUUUGAGAAUUUUUUCAAUUGUGAGCUUUUUUCGCCCGCAAAAUUAUGAAAAAAGGAAACGUUCAGAAUUUUUGAGCUUAGUAUUAUUAACCCUAGAAAAGAAAAACUCGUCUAAGCUAUGAAUAAAUCGCUUGACAACAGCCUUUGCAUUUUUCCGAACAACCUACCCAAAAAUUUCAGGAUCACCUUCCAAUUUUCGCUUGAAAAUUGUCUCAAUGGAGCUUAUUAUCGCAACUUUCUUUUUUUCUAGUCUUUUAUAGUUUUCGUUUGAGAUUUGUCGUCCGAACCGACAAAAUUACGAUUGGCCGCUCGACGCCAAGAUGCCGUGUAGAUGUGGACCUUUCAUUGGAAGGACCGGCUACCAAGGUGAGAUAAGAAAGCAUCGGUCGCAUUUGGAAUGGCUCGGCGCGUCGCGGUCGCAGUGCGGUUGAAAAAUAUCGUCAUAUUUCAACGCUGGUUUGAAGGGAAUUUCGUAUAAAUGCGGAAAAAAUGGCUUCGAAGUUUGUGUAGCACUUUCGUCCCAAGCUUUUAUGGAUUAUGAAGCCGAUGAGAAAUUUAACAGCUUCGCCACGCGAAAGCCGUUUUGAGUCGGGCGCGUUUUGAAAAAUGCGCAUUACGCGACGACCAUUGGUUUCUGGUUUUCGGCGUAAAGAUGGUAAAACUCGAUUUUUAAUUUGCAGAUCGUUUCCUUCUUAUUUUUUCUCUCGAUUCCCAUUACUCAUAACUCUGAUCAGUUUCAAUCUAUUUUCUCUGGCAGAUUUCCCGCCGACAAGCCAUCCUGGACUAUAACCGUGAAACCAACGAGUUUAUCAUCGAAAAUAUUGGCGGAAGGCCAAUUUUCGUCGAGGGAAAAGCUGUCGCGACCAAUAUGAAGGUGAUUUCGAUGAUCUCAAUACUUUUAAUUAAAAUUUCCUAAAAAUUAGUUCAUUUUUAGCUUUCCUAAACAAAGUAUCAUUUCCUGAUUCCUACGAAAAAUUUUGGCCUAACUUUGUGAUUGACCCUUUCAAGAACUCCAUCUAGUACAUUAAGAAGAAGGCCAAUUUUCAAAUAAAUUCCCAACCGCAAAAUAAAAUAACUCUCAAACUUUCAAGACGCAAGUAAAGGACAACUACGUGAUCGAAAUCGCCAACAUCCGGCUCGUCUUCAAAGUCGCGAUCCACUGUCCGGCGACGCGGCCCGCAGUCCCCGCCCCGCCACAGCCCGUCGUCGGCCCUAAAGUGCCCGUAGGCCCUCAGGUCACCGGCCUGAAAGCCGUCGGCCUGCCUCCCCAAGGACCCGCCUACGUGCAGCGCGUGCAGCCGCAGAUGAACCAGCAGCUGCAGCCGCGAGUCCAGUCGCUCCUCCAGACGCACGCGCAGCCCCGAAUCCAGCUCCAGCCCCAGCAGCGACUCCAGCCGCGGGUCCAGCUCCAGCCCAAGCUUCCCAUUAUCAGCCCGUUUGCCAAAAUGCUCGUCCCGCAGGCCUCCCAGCCCUCUUCCAGCCAUCCCUCGCCUCUCGGAAUUCCCAAAGGUCCUUAUUGA